Messenger RNA from Radiomyces spectabilis, 2562 nucleotides. RefSeq names its product Sec23/Sec24 trunk domain-containing protein. Gene Ontology annotation, molecular function: SNARE binding; zinc ion binding. The transcript has 13 exons. Gene Ontology annotation, biological process: endoplasmic reticulum to Golgi vesicle-mediated transport; COPII-coated vesicle cargo loading; intracellular protein transport. Bases 1 to 2562 code for a protein of 853 amino acids. Lineage: Eukaryota; Fungi; Mucoromycota; Mucoromycetes; Mucorales; Radiomycetaceae. Gene Ontology annotation, cellular component: endoplasmic reticulum exit site; COPII vesicle coat. The record is from RefSeq and is a predicted model, not a curated record.
AUGGCUCGACCACUGCCCAAUUCAGCCGUACGUCCUCCAACCCCAUUGACUCCACCGAUAUUGUCGCCGACCGUCAACAAAAGUCCUGGCGUCGACGGUUUAGUAUCUCCCAUGGCCAACAUGAAUAUACAGCAAGUUCCAAAGCAUCCAUCAGCUCCUCCCAAAAGUGGACGAUCGAGACGCGUUUAUGCUCCGGCUGCCGGUGCCUCUUUGCCCUUGUCGCCCAACACACUUGCAACAUCGACAGUACCGUCGACAACAGGAUCGCCAGCAGUUCCACCUCCAUCGUUCCCCAGUCAAGCCGCGACGCCUGCACCGUCAGCUGUACGACCGCCUUGUCCAAAAGCAAAGAUUGAUCCCAAUCAGAUACCCUCCCCUGUAGCCGCCCAGAUGAGAGAUCAAGAAACGUAUGAAACGCAGCCUUUUGGCACAUGUUCACAGGACUCCUUGCCGCUACCGACGACGGAUUUCAGAGCCAUUGAUCAAGGCAAUUGCAACCCCCGGUUUAUGAGAGCAACGAUCAGUGCUAUUCCUCGUCUUGAAAAACUCUUGGAAGAUACCAGUCUACCCUUUGGUGUGGUGGUGAAUCCACUGGCUGCGCUUCAUGUAGACGAUCAAAAAGUGUCAGUAGCCGAAGCUGGCUCGGAGGGUCCGCCUCGUUGCCGACGAUGCCGCGGCUAUGUCAAUCCAUGGUGUACCUUUACCGACAGCGGACGAAAAUAUAAAUGCAAUUUAUGCGACUUUGUCAAUGAGGUCCCCGACGAUUACUUUUCACACCUGGACAUGUCUGGCCGGCGUAUGGAUAUCGAUCAACGACCUGAAUUGCAGUUGGGAUCUGUCGAAUUCAAUGUACCUUCAGAGUAUUGGGAUCGUACACCGGCUCCUCUUCACAUUGUGUUUGCUGUGGAUGUCUCGGCCAGCAGCGUUCGAAGCGGCUUGCUAUCCGUGUUCUGUUCAACUCUGAAAGCCAUUUUAUACAGCGGUCAAUUCCCCGCCAACAUCAAGAUCGCCCUUAUGACGUUUGAUGACACGGUUCAUUUUUACAACUUAUCGCCAUCAUUGGAUCAAGCGAGCAUGAUGGUGGUAUCAGAUAUCGAUGAUGUGUUCAUCCCUCUUGCUGAGGGCUGCUUUGCCGAGCCACAGGCAUCAAAAUCUGUCAUUGAAGGAUUGUUGGACACAUUGCCGAGCAUGUUUGCCAAUACUGCGAUUCCCGUGGCGGUGCUUGGCGCCAGUGCCAAGGCAUCCUUGUUGGCGUUGGCUCAGACAGGCGGCAAACUGUGCAUUUUCCAGACCCUCUUACCUAGCAAAGGUCCUGGGGCAUUAAAAAACCGCGACGAUCCAAAACUGUAUGGCACGGACAAAGAAAAUACCUUGUUCAAACCACAGGACAUUUUCUACACAAACUUGGCCAAAGAAUGCGUCAAGCAGGGUGUAUGCGUGGAUCUCUGGCUCUUUCCACAAAACACUUACGUGGAUAUCAGCACCCUCGGUCAACUAACGGGAAUUACGGGCGGUGAUGUACAUUACUAUCCCAACUUUGACAAGGACAAAGAAGGUUUACAAUUCGCCCAUAAUCUGCAACAUACUCUUCUGCGAGAACAAGGAUAUAACAGCGCUUUGAAAAUCCGAUGCUCCAACGGCUUGACCAUUGCUCAACGGUUUGGCAAUUGCCUUCCCAGUGGCAGCAAAGAAAUCGAAGUCGCCGGCAUUGACAGUGAUAAAUCAUUCGCUUUCGAGUUGCUGCACGAUGACAAGCUUACCUCACGGUCCGAGGUCUUUUUACAAUGUGCUUUAUUGUAUACCACAGUAUGCGGACAACGGCGCGUACGCGUGCAUAACCUUUCGCUGCCUAUUGAAGAUACUGUGAGCGGUCUUUUCAGAAAAGCUGAUCUUGAUGUAUCCAUGAAUUUCAUUUGCCGACAAACUAUUGCCGAUCUUCCCAAAAGAGCACUGGCGGAGAUAGCCAGUGAUCUCGAUAAUCGUUGCGUGAAAAUCCUUUCUGCUUAUCGAAAGCAUUGUGUCAGCAAAGCCAAUCCUUCUCAGCUUAUCUUGCCUGAAUCAUUCAAAAUACUGCCGUUGUACGUUCUUGGAUUCAAGAAGUCUCUCGUUCUACGAAAAGACUUUAAUAUCAACAGUGAUCUUCGAGCAUACAAUAUACGUAAAAUGAAUGCCGUCGAUGUCCCGCUGACCAUUCAGUGGUUGUAUCCACGUAUGAUCAAACUUCAUGAAUGGUUCCAGCAAGAAGGAAGCAAUUUGUUACCACUUGAACGAAUUUCUUAUGAACGACUGGAUUCUCGGGGGAUGUAUCUUGUUGGUAUGCCUACUUAUUUUUUCUUGCAUCAAAAUGAAAGCACGGCUUAUCUGUGGAUCGGUCAGCAUGUGUCCGAGGACAUUCUUCAGGGAGUAUUUGGUGUAUCACAGUUGGAUCAAGUGAAUCCUUCCACGGCGUUGGAUGAUGAGCGGCCGUUCACCAAAGAAUUGGUUGAAGACGAGCAUUUCGGACUCAUGAGCUAUGUUGAUUAUCUCUGCCUUGUACAUAAAAGAAUCCAAAGCGAGGUGUAG